UUAAAGUUUGAAGUGCUAAAAUGAAUUAAUAAAUCCAUUUUCCGGGAGUUUUCUGCUGGAGCCGUCAGGGUUGCAGUGUGCACACAUAAAACGACUUCAAAUGUAAGUGAGUGAGAGAAGACGAUGGACGACGAGAGAAUUCUGGAACGAGAAAGGUACCAAAUCGAACAGAUUCGCCAGCUCGAGUCCGAGGAGUUGCAGGUAGAGGAAGUCGAUGACGAAUCAUCCGAGGAUGGCGAUACCGCGUUGGGGGAACAAACUGCACCUGGUGAAUUUAAUUAUGACACCUCUUUGGCUGCAUUGCAUUCUUAUCUUGGUGAUGUUGAUGACACACAUAACAGGCCAUCAUUCUUGGAUGGCGGAGCUGUGAUAGUUGUUCCUUUAUUCUAUCUUGAAGGAGUUGUUUUAUUCCCUGAGGCUACACUUCCUUUGCGAGUUAUUCAGUCUAAUUUUAUAGCUGCUGUUGAAAAAGCAUUGCAACGGACUAAUGAUCAUUAUACUAUUGGUGUCAUUCGAGUUCACAGGGAUCCUCAUAAUAGGAGGAUAAAGUUUGCAACGACUGGGACAACUGCUGAGAUUCGGCAAUAUCGGCGGUUGGAAGAUGGUUCAGUGAAUGUUGUUACCCGUGGUCAGCAACGCUUUCGUCUGAGACGCCGUUGGAUGGAUGCUGAUGGAGCACCUUGCGGAGAGAUUCAAAUCAUCCAAGAAGAUGUUCCAUUAAGGACUCCCCGAGAGGCUGUUGGGAGAUUGACACCAUUGAGAAGAUUGCAUGCCUGGGCUGACGUGCCUUUACAGACACAGUCAUUAAAUAAUUCUCUAACUAAGCAUUAUGAGUAUGGAAAUGGGAAUGAUUCAGAUGAGAUGUCAGAGGAAAGUUUUGAAAGUGAAUUAUCGCUCGGAGAGAAAAGACUCCACCAGUCUGCUAUUGUUUCUAUAAUUGGUGAUAAUAUGAUUGAUGAGUCAACAAGCAGUGAUGAUGAGACCCUUGAUCAAGGGCUAGAGGUCCAAUCUGGAAGAUACCACUUACAUGAUUUUGUAGGGUCUUUGCACACAAAACGCAACAAAAAGUCUAUUGAUUCUAGCCAGGGAAUUGGGGAAGGAUCUGCUUCUGAUAUGCCAUCUUGUAAAGGCAAUGGAUCGAGAAAGCAUGUAAUUAGCCAGAUGCGUGAAGUCCCAAGGGCAUUCUGGCCCAACUGGGUUUAUCGGAUGUAUGAUUCAUAUGCUCUUGCUCAGAGGGCAGCAGAUCGGUGGAAACAGAUUGUCAAGGCACCAAAUAUGGAUGCGUUUGUGAUGAAGCCAGAUCUUCUGUCAUUUCAUAUUGCCAGUAAGAUUCCUGUAUCAGAAUCAACAAGGCAGGAGCUUCUGGAUAUUGAUGGAAUUUCCUAUAGGUUGCGACUAGAAAUUGAAUUACUCGAGAAGUUUGAUCGUGUACAGUGCAAGACUUGUUUGACUCUGAUUGCUAGGCGAAGUGAGAUGUUGGUAAUGUCUGGAGAAGGUCCUCUUGGUGCUUAUGUGAAUCCACAUGGUUUUGUGCAUGAGAUAAUGACCCUGCUUAAAGCAAAUGGGUUAGCAGUCAUUGGAAAUCCAGAGAAGGAAUACAGCUGGUUUCCUGGGUAUGCCUGGUCUAUUGCAGAAUGUGUUACUUGUGGAGCUCAGAUGGGGUGGCUUUUUACCGCUACAAAUAAGAAACUGAAGCCUAGAUCGUUUUGGGGCAUUAGGUGUUCCCAAGUUCAUGAUGACAUAAGCUAAUCUUUCUUGAACCCAAUACCACCUUUUGGCGGAUCUGCAGCUGGCAGAGAUAAUGCUUGGUUUGUACAUGGCUUUGGUUGGCUACAAGUCAUUAUAAUGAUUUGGAAUACUAAAGCAGAUUAUCAGUUCUGAAGUCUUAACUUGCAGCAGAACUCCAACCUCUAGUUUUGUUCCAAGAUCAGAUCACAAAGCCCUAGCAAUGUAGUGAGUUUCGAUAAAAGUAUUUGCAGUUAUGUAUGUACACGCCAUGUUAUUCCUCAAGUAGUGAAGUGAUGUCUGCCCCUUUUAUGAUGAAGAGGUGGGGGCAUUACUUUUUGUAUAUCAA
Ipomoea nil (Japanese morning glory) is the source of this 2074-nucleotide messenger RNA. Its product is annotated as protein cereblon. Gene Ontology annotation, biological process: protein ubiquitination. The record is from RefSeq and is a predicted model, not a curated record. Gene Ontology annotation, cellular component: Cul4A-RING E3 ubiquitin ligase complex. The transcript has 11 exons. NCBI's taxonomy places the organism in Eukaryota, Viridiplantae, Streptophyta, Magnoliopsida, Solanales, Convolvulaceae. Bases 124 to 1749 code for a protein of 541 amino acids.